AUGUUAGGCUUUCGCCCUAUAGCCCCCAAACCCCUUCCCGCCGCUGCUCUUUCCGACGCUUCUUCCUCCGAAACCACUGCCGACGUCUUCUCCAGAUCCGUCGCAUCUAAGCGAAAGCGCGCAAAAGGUAACACCAACUCCAACUCCAACACCAACACCAAGCGCUGCACUCGGAGCAGAAUCGCGCCUCCUCCACCACCUCCGCCUACAACGCUCCCGCUGCUGCCGGAGACUCCGGUUCUGAAGAAAACAACCACCAGAGAAAGCCACAAGGACGCGCCGGUGUGGCUGAGCUUCGGGAACCGCGGCGGUGCAGGUGCGUCGGUGGAUCCGUUCUGGUUCCCGGCGGCGGGAUCGGUGGUGACGGUGGAGUGCGUGACGAAGAUGUGGCGGGAGGAGGAGGGGCCGGGGUUGGGGAGUGGAGACGAGGAGAGGAAGGCUAAACUAGAAGAGGACACGUGUCCGGGGUUUAUAUCAGACGGUUACGGGAGGGUGACGUGGACGAAUGGUGCGUACAGGGAGGCAGUUGGUGAGGGAGGAGUAUGGCUGGCGAUGAAAGCGAGCGUAUCGUAUCCGUACCGAGGGUUCACGGGCUGGGUUAGGCUGCAGUACGCUUCGGGGAAAGAGAGAACUGUGCCAUGUGACGUUUGGAGUAUGGAUUGUGGAGGUUUUGCGUGGAGGUUGGACGUUAAAGCCGCUCUUACCUUGACCUUAGCUAUGUGA
Vigna angularis (adzuki bean) is the source of this 723-nucleotide messenger RNA. RefSeq lists its product as uncharacterized. Lineage: Eukaryota; Viridiplantae; Streptophyta; Magnoliopsida; Fabales; Fabaceae. Bases 1 to 723 code for a protein of 240 amino acids. The transcript has a single exon. The record is from RefSeq and is a predicted model, not a curated record.